Molecule: messenger RNA, 2613 nt
Organism: Penicillium angulare
Lineage: Eukaryota; Fungi; Ascomycota; Eurotiomycetes; Eurotiales; Aspergillaceae
Product: beta-glucosidase
Exons: 3
Coding region: 1-2613 (870 amino acids)
Biological process (GO): glucan catabolic process
Molecular function (GO): beta-glucosidase activity
Source: RefSeq, a predicted model, not a curated record
AUGACUCGCUGGUCUCAUUGGGCCCUCGUGCCUCUGUUACCUCGUCUGUUGGUGGCAUCUCCUGUCUCAGAGCAAGAAGGUGAUACCGCGAAACUGAACCCACGCGCCGACAAUGAUUACACAUCGCUCCCGUUCUAUCCAACCCCGCAUGGCGGUUGGGUAUCUGACUGGUCGGAUGCUUACGCGAAAGCAUAUGAAGUUGUCAGUAAUAUGACACUCGCAGAGAAGGUCAACCUGACUACCGGAACGGGAUACUUCAUGGGACCUUGUGUUGGUCAAACAGGAAGCGCGCCACGAUACGGAAUCCCGAAUAUUUGUUUACAGGAUUCUCCCUUGGGCAUUCGGGAAACGGACCACAACACCGCAUUUCCGGCUGGAAUCACUAUCGGCGCGACUUUCAACAAGGAUUUAAUGUACGAGCGUGGUGUCGCGAUUGGCGAAGAAGCCCGGGGUAAAGGUGUCAAUGUUCAACUGGGUCCUGUUGUCGGACCACUCGGCCGCAAGCCGCGUGGGGGACGAAUCUGGGAGGGCUUCGGUGCCGAUCCAACUCUCCAGGCCAUCGGGGGUGCUCAGACGAUCAAGGGUAUGCAAAGUACCGGUGCCAUUGCAGCAUUGAAGCACUUUAUCGGAAACGAGCAAGAAAUGUAUCGGAUGAGCAGUAUCAUCACCAAAGGUUAUUCUUCCAAUAUCGACGAUCGCACUUUGCACGAGCUUUACCUUUGGCCAUUUGCGGAGGGAGUCCGUGCUGGUGUCGGUUCAGUGAUGGCUGCUUAUAACGAUGUGAAUAGUUCUGCCUGCAGUCAGAAUAGCAAGCUUAUCAAUAACAUUCUCAAGAAUGAGCUUGGCUUUCAAGGAUUCAUCAUGACAGAUUGGUUUGGCCAUUACACUGGCGUGGGAUCUGCCCUUGCGGGUCUUGAUAUGGCUAUGCCUGGAGAAGGUGCCGUGCCAUUACUUGGAGAUAGCUACUGGGGCUCGGAACUAUCUAGGUCUAUUCUAAAUGGCAGUGUUCCGAUGGAUCGGCUCAAUGAUAUGGUUACAAGAAUCGUGGCUACCUGGUACAAGUUUGGCCAAGACAAAGACUACCCCCUACCGAACUUCUCAUCCAACACUAAAGAUGCAACUGGUGAGAUUUACCCUGGCGCUCUUUUCUCGCCCACUGGUGUCGUGAAUCAAUUUGUGAACGUCGAGGGCGACCACAAUAUCACCGCGAGGGCUGUUGCUCGAGAGGCAAUCACUCUUCUUAAAAACAAUGACAACAUUCUUCCCAUCGGUCGCAGCGACUCGAUAAAAAUAUUUGGCACAGAUGCCGGACCAAAUUCCGGCGGGUUGAACUCAUGCUCAGACCAAGGCUGCGACAAUGGUGUUCUAACCAUGGGAUGGGGUAGCGGAUCUGCAAACUUGCCGUAUCUCAUCACACCCCAAGAAGCCAUUGGAAACAUAUCCACAAACGCGACAUUCUACAUCACCGAUUCAUUCCCAUCAGACGUGACCGCCAGUUCCGAGGAAACAGCUAUUGUAUUCAUCAAUGCCGACUCUGGCGAGAACUACAUCACGGUAGAUGGUAAUCCCGGUGACCGACUUGAGGCUGGCCUAAAUGCCUGGCACAACGGGGAUGACUUGGUCAAGGAUGCGGCAAAUAAGUUUUCCAAUGUUGUCGUAGUAAUUCACACCGUUGGGCCCAUUUUAAUGGAGGAGUGGAUCGAGUUGGACUCCGUGAAGGCUGUCCUUGUAGCUCAUCUUCCAGGCCAGGAAGCAGGCUAUUCACUUACAGACGUUCUUUUCGGCGACUAUAGCCCAAGCGGCCACAUGCCAUACAGCAUUCCAAAGAGCGAAUCCGACUAUCCAGACAGCGUAAGCAUCAUUAAUCAGCCCUUCGGCCAAAUCCAAGAUACCUAUACGGAAGGCCUCUAUGUCGAUUACCGCCACUUCCUCCAGGCGAACAUCACUCCCCGAUACCCAUUCGGCCAUGGGCUUUCAUAUACCACAUUCAAUUUCUCAAACCCAACACUGUCAGUCGGAACUGCGUUAGACAGCACCUACCCCCCUGCAAGACCAUCCCAGGGAGCUACGCCGAGAUACAAUGAUUCGAUCCCCAAUGCAUCCGAGGUUGCCUGGUCUUCUACAAGCUUCACUCGCAUUUGGCGUUAUCUCUACCCAUACCUCGAUGACCCUCAAUCCAUCACUGCCUCCAACACUUAUCCCUACCCAGUUGGCUAUAACACUACUCAGGCGCCCGGGGUACGUGCUGGUGGUGGUCAAGGUGGAAACCCUGCACUUUUCGACACUGCAUUCUCAGUCCAGAUCGAUGUGACAAACACAGGAAGUCGGUCAGGAAAAGCUGUCGUACAGCUUUACGUUGAACUUCCAUCCAGCUUGGGACUUGAUACUCCAUCCCUGCAGUUGCGUCAAUUCGAGAAGACCAAGGAGUUGGCGGCUGGGGACAGCGAGACACUGACACUUGACAUCACCCGUAAGGAUUUGAGUGUUUGGGAUGUAGUCGUGCAAGACUGGAAAGCUCCUACAAAUGGUAAUGGAGUGAAACUUUGGCUCGGAAAUAGCGUUGCCGAUCUGCCUAUUCUCUGUUCAGUGGGUGAAGGGUGCUCAAGUCAAUGA